AUGGAUAUAGUCUCGAGUGGAGAUAAACCCUUAUUAUAUGCCAUUGAUUCCUAAAAAUUAUAGGUAAACGGAUUAAAUUCAGCAAAUUUAGAAUUUGAAAAUAAAUAUGGAAUAUUCGCAAUAUAUCAAAGUAAUCAAAGACAUUUAGACCUAAAAAUACAAGGAAAAAUCAUCAUCAGAGAUCAGAACACCAAAUAUAGAAUGGGAGGAUUUCUUUACAUAAAUGGAUAAAAUAUCAAUGCUGACUUGACUGGUGAUUUCUAAAUUCAUAAUUCUUCUGUAUAGAGAGGAUUAAUAGCUUAAAUAAUGGAUGCCAACUAAUUCAAACUCUCUAAUUCAAACAUAAGUAGCUCAUCUUAAUCCAACUUAUUAUAUUCAGUUUCCCAAAUAGUUGAAAUUUCAUUGUUAAACAAUAGUAUCAUCCAGUCAAAUAAAUCUUAGAUACCAAAAUAAUACUUUGAUUAGACCAAAUAUACGAUUUCAAUGUUGGAUAUCAUUAAUGAAGAUCUUUAUGUUUUUGAGUCAUCAUUCGUAAUAAUUGGAGCAAAAAAUGUUUACUCAUUAAAAAACAAAUUUAUUAAUUCCUAAUUUUCAAAAAUGGGUGGACAUAUUUAUCUUGAAUAAACUAACUUUUUCGACUAAAAUUCACUCUUUAUGAAUGGAUUAGCUUAUAAUGGAGGGGCUAUAUAUUGUAGUUAAUGUGAAAUGACACUUAAUGGAACAAAUUUUAUUGAAAAUAUAGCAGUAAAUGGUGGAUGUAUCUACUAAGGAAAGUAAUCUUAAAUAAUAAUGACUCAGAUCUUUGUAAAUAAAUCUGCUGGAUAUGGAAUGGGUGGAUUUAUCGCUUCUGAGAGUGAAAGUUAAAUGAAAUCUAGAAUGCUCGAUCAAGAUUCGCUUUAUAUUCCUAAAAUAGGGUCUUUUAGAAAUACUUAUACUGCAAGAAUACUCGAAAAAAAUGAUUCACCCUCUCUUUUUAUUGAUGGGCUAUAAAUUUUCAACAUUUUCUCACUUCAAGAUGGAGGUGCAUUUUACUUAUAAUCAGAAGGUCUAUAAUUUCAUAUUAAAAAUGUUAAUUAGUAAGAUAGUGAGUCAAUUUUAGGAAACGGUGGCUUUAUUUACAGUUCUCAUCUCACUAUGCAAAUUAUUAUUGAAGACUCAUCAAAAUUCUAUGAUCUACUUGGAUAUGCAAUUGACUAAAAGAUAUUUUUUAAUUAGGGCAAUUCUAUUUAUUUGUUAAAUCCUUUAAGAAAUGUAACUAUAACAAACAUCAGAGUUGAAAACAUUGUCUCAUGGAAGGAAUAAAUUAUGUUUGAAGACUAUUUGUUUCGGGAAGACUCAACUUUCUACGGAAGCAUUAGCUUUAACACUUCUCUUUAUUUGGAAAUAAGUCAUUCUUACUUUAAUAACAUAACGACUACAUUCUCGGGAUUGAUGAAUGUUUAAAAUAGAUACGCUAAUAUCAUUUUCAAGAAUAACUAUAUUUCGAACAUUAAGACUGAUUUCGAUUAGAUAAUCUAUAUAGAAAUGGCAUAAAAUUUACAAAUGGAAAAUAACAAAGUAUUUAAUAUUACAUCAAGAGUCUUUGGUUCAGGUUUACUUUACGUUAAUAUUAUUUAGGAAUAAGCUUAUUUAAACUCAAACUAUGUAAAAUGCUACGAAUCUCCUCUUUAUCCUUACAUAGAAUUAGACAAUUUAGAUUUGAGAAAAGACGAGUUUAAGGAUUAAUAAUAUGAGGACAAUAGUUUAUAUGAAAGGGAACCAGAGUAAUACUCCUAUUAUCCAAAUUAAGAUAGAAGUAGCUUACAAUAUUUACCUAAGGAAUAUAAUUCAAUUUUAAGAAGUCUAUUUAGUUUUUCUUACGUCUAAUAAUUAAUGAUGAACAACACUAUAGUUGUUGAUUGUUUAAUAAAUUCAAAGACAGAUUAAAUGAUUUAACUAGCAAGCUAAGUCAAGUUAUUUAUCGACUCAAACUCAAACUAUAUUAAUAGCUCUGGAGGUAUUUCAAUCUAUUAAUCUUUUACCGAAACCAUUUUUUAUCUUUAUAACAAUACCUACUUGAAUACUUCAUCUAAUAAAGGCAUAAUAAUUACAGAUAGAUUAAUUCGAUUUUUUAUGUAGAAUUGUUACGUGAGAAAUCACACAAUAUUGGGCAAUGCAAAUUUUGGAUUAAUUAAUUUAAUUGCUAUUGAUGUAUCCAAUGAAGUUAUUUCUAAUUCAACUAUCAGAAAUUGCAGUUUUUUCGAUAUUCAAACUUAUGCAGGUGGAAAUUUAAUACAAAUUAAUUCUUAUUUGAUGGAUUUUCUCCUUUUAUAAUCCAUUAAACUUGUUGGAAUCUAUCAACGAGGGGAAUCUCUUGGAGGGCAUAUAUUAAUAGAGAAAAUAAAUAAAGGAUUAAUUGUAAGUUCGUUGUGUGGUUAUAGAAAAUCACUUUUCAGGAAUAUUCUUGGGAAAUCAAAGGUUGUUUUAAUCGUUAAUAAAAUGCAGGGUACCUAAAUGACUUUGAAAGAUACAAUUAUAGAUAUAUGA
Molecule: messenger RNA, 2526 nt
Organism: Stylonychia lemnae
Lineage: Eukaryota; Ciliophora; Spirotrichea; Sporadotrichida; Oxytrichidae
Source: the annotation of a GenBank genome assembly